Molecule: messenger RNA, 1309 nt
Organism: Gadus macrocephalus (Pacific cod)
Lineage: Eukaryota; Metazoa; Chordata; Actinopteri; Gadiformes; Gadidae
Product: myosin regulatory light chain 2, skeletal muscle
Exons: 7
Coding region: 3-518 (171 amino acids)
Biological process (GO): skeletal muscle tissue development
Cellular component (GO): cytoplasm
Molecular function (GO): calcium ion binding
Source: RefSeq, a predicted model, not a curated record
AGAUGGCACCCAAGAAGGCUAAGAGGAGGGCAGGGGGCGGAGACAGCGGUUCCUCCAACGUGUUCUCCAUGUUUGAGCAGAGCCAGAUCCAGGAGUACAAGGAGGCUUUCACAAUCAUUGACCAGAACAGAGACGGUAUCAUCAGCAAAGAUGAUUUGAGGGACGUGCUGGCCUCUAUGGGCCAGAUCAACGUAAAGAACGAGGAGCUGGAGGCCAUGGUCAAGGAGGCCAGCGGCCCCAUCAACUUCACCGUCUUCCUCACCAUGUUCGGCGAGAAGCUGAAGGGUGCGGAUCCCGAGGACGUCAUCGUAGCCGCCUUCAAGAUCCUUGACCCCGAAGCCACUGGAAGCAUCAAGAAGGAAUUCCUCCAGGAGCUCCUGACCACCCAGUGCGACAGAUUCUCCGCUGAGGAGAUCAAGAACAUGUGGUCAGCCUUCCCCCCAGAUGUUGCUGGCAACGUUGACUACAAGAACAUCUGCUACGUCAUCACACACGGAGAAGAGAAGGAAGAGGAGUAAGAGUGCCCUGAAGGAAUUGAAGAAAGAAGACAUCCCUUGCUAUUCUACCCCUCCCCACCCACCCCUCCCCAUAUUCUCCUCCCCGCCUUCCUCUAAUGUGCCCCGGUGCCUCGGUCGCUGCUGUCCUCGACAAAGACUUGUCUCGUUCAGACGACGUGCUUCUACGUGAGGCGACCGGCCCCUGUGGUGUGUUUGUCUGUCUGCUUAUGGGGAAUUGGGAUUAUUUUCAAUAAAAAAUGAUCUUGUAACAUCAAGUACCACUCAACACUUUCUCAUGAUCCACCUCACCCUUCACUUGCGCCCUCCAACUUCUCCCCUUCCCAUCUGUCUUAGGAUAGAACGCCCAGCGUGUGAGCCGCCGGUUAGCCUACGAUGCUCCGGCGCGGGUGUAGAGACACGCACCUUUUAUCCCGCACGCUUUUUUUUUUUUGAGUGUGUUUUUAAACCGAGGACCUCAUUCCAAAUUAUGAAGAAGUCCUCUUUGGCAGCGCAGGCGAGAAGGGGGAGGGAACAUGUAGAAGGUUUCGAGGGAAGGGUGUCUCCGUAAAGCGAUGACUUCCCCUUCCCUCGGAGGGUGAAAGAACUCAGAGCAGGAGGAGAGGAGAGGAGGAGCCGAAAGAGAACAUAUCGCUCUUCGCUCCUUCUCGCCGCUCCCUCCUGCCUUGUGGAAAAACAGUUCUUUUUUUUUUUUCAUAAGCUGUCUCGUUUCAGAUCGACCGGGCACUACCACGACUUUCCUCUGUAAAGAAUAAAAAGGGACAAACUGUGAAUAAAACCUCUUUCCUUUUGUA